GCUAAUUUCGCAAGAGUGACACGGAUGAAGUUUGUCUCCUGCCAGGCGCCAUCCUCAGUACCCUUUCCCCUUUCCCUCUCUCCUAGCGAGAUUUCCCUUUAACUUUUACUGUUUUUACGUUUUAAAUCCAGUGCCUUUGGUUCGUCACCUUGUUAGUCUUCUUAGUUAUAUUCUGCGUGUAAGUGUCAUGAUGUUCACGUCCACCGGUUCGAGGGGUUUGUAUAAAGCACCCCUGUCCAAGAGCUUACUGCUGCUACCUACAGUCCUCACUGUGCUGCUGACUGUGCUUCUGCCUCAGUACCAGGAUCUGUUCAUAUACAACCUCCAGGCUGUCAGGCAGGGCAAGCAGUUCUGGAGGCUGGUUAGUGGACGGCUCAUCUGCUUGGACCUGAAAGACACUUUCUGCAGCAGUUUGCUUAUCUACAAUUUUCGUAUUUUUGAGAGAAGGUUUGGCAGCCACAAAUUUGCUUCCUUCCUCUUUGGAGCAUGGAUUCUCUCUGCUUUUGUGGACUUGCUGCUGACAGAGGCUCUUCGCUUCAUGUUUGAACUUAAAGUGGAUGUUCUUCCAGCUGGACUACUGGGCCCAGUCUUUGCUCUCUUUGUGCCUUUCUACAGCUCCAUCCCACGUGUUCAGGUCACUCAGCUCCUCGGCCACGUGUCAAUCACAAACAAGUCUCUGACGUACAUUGUGGGCGCACAGCUCCUGACCUCAAGUGCCUACAUGUGGGUGGUUGCUUGCAGUGGACUAAUCGCAGGCAUGUUGUAUUACAGUAAUAAGUUGGCAGUCCAGAAGUUCUUACGUGUGCCAGGAUGGGCAGCCAGAUGUGGUUCGGUGCUCCUAGAGCCGGUCUUCUCUGAUUCUGAGCCCACUGCAGAGGCUCCGCUGGGGAUGGGCGCUACUUUGGACAUCCAGAGACAGCAGAGGAUGGAUAUGCUGGACCAGCAACUGCUCCUGUCUCAGCUGGCACACCUCAGGAGAAAUGCACAGCAACAACAGGCUCAGCAGACAGGUCUCCUGAAUUGGAACAGAUUCUUCCCGACUCUAAGGCACAGAGGACAAAACCGGCACCACGAGGGUCCCCAGCCACAACAGCCCCCCUAUAUGCACCCGCCGGAUAACACAGCUGUGGCUGAGGAGCAGGUUGCAAGAUUAAUGGAGAUGGGCUUCUCAAGGAUGGAUGCCCAAGAGGCUCUCAGAGCAUCUAAUAAUGACAUUAACAUUGCGACAAACUUCUUGCUUCAGCACUAAGAUAAAAUAAAUCGAAGAUGACUGGGAGGACAAGGAGAAUGAGUUUUUUAACUUCUAUAAGAUCACUAAGUUGAAAGUACUUAAGAACACAACACUGGUGUCAUAACUACACCUGCUGGAAGAAGUUAAGAAUGCUGAUACACAACUCACAGGAGCUGAUCAUGUCACUUCCUUUCUGACUAGACUGUGUGGCACUCCUGCUGCUGUGUCUUGCAGUGCUACAAGGAGUUGACUUGCAGUUGCAACCCUCUCUGGUCCACAGGACAGAGCCAACAUGGUGGACAAUUAUACAUUGUGUCUCAGGGCUUGUGCCAUUUGGCAUCGUCCUUGAACCUACAUCGUCUAAUAAUUAAGAAUUCUAUAAUAUAUUGAUAAAUUAUUAAACCCUCUGUUGUUUUGCUAUAAAUAAACUGAAUAGAAGUCUGUUCAUCCAAAAAUGUUCUCAUGUUUUUCCUUAGCUAUGUGGUUUUUCAGUCUUCCAUGGAACACAAAAGACAGCUUGACAGGUUCUCGAAUCUCAUAAAACAGGAUAUGAGACUUGUGGCAGAGGCCAAAAUUUUAUUUCGGGUUUGUUCCUCAUACAAAAAAUGACUUUUGAUGCUUUUUUUGAUAGACAUCAAUUUGUUGUGUGGAAAAGAGCAGCCUGAACAUUCUUUAAAAUAUCCCUUAUAGUCACAGUAUUUUUGUGUUCAUAAGAAAAAGAAAGUCAUAUGGUUUUUGGAAUGACAUGAGAGUGAGUAAAUGAUGACAAAAUUAUUUUUGGGUGAAAUGUUUCUUUUUUUUUUGUGGUCAAAACGUAAAAGGGCUAGUUGUAUGGCAGUGUAUUUAAAGUACACCUGGAUUAAGUGGAUUAAUUUAAUCCAGAAUCAAAACUAAUGAAAGUUUGGGAAACUGAAAUUUUUAAUUAUUAUUUUAAAUUAAGCAGAAACACACAUUUUGUCAUUGUUAUUGUGUGACUUCGGUGUCUGAAAAGCCUAAAAAAAAGUACCAUGACUUUUAUAGUGGCAUGUUGAAAAAUAAACAAGUGGAACUUU
Onychostoma macrolepis is the source of this 2283-nucleotide messenger RNA. RefSeq names its product UBA domain containing 2 (gene ubac2). Lineage: Eukaryota; Metazoa; Chordata; Actinopteri; Cypriniformes; Cyprinidae. The transcript is spliced from 9 exons. The coding region runs from base 188 to 1249 and encodes 353 amino acids. Gene Ontology annotation, molecular function: protein binding; serine-type endopeptidase activity. The record is from RefSeq and is a predicted model, not a curated record.